CUCCGAUCAAGAUCCAACCUCUUCCCUUUUUCUUUCUCCUCAAGCUUUAACCAAAAUCCCAUAAAAUCCUUAGCUGAAGAAAAUUUUUUUUUUAAAAAAAAUUAGGGUUUCAAAAUUUAGAUCCUCUCCGUUCAAAUCAACGAAACCUAAAAUUCUCCAAUGGAGAGAUUACACCGUAUCUUCUCCGGCGCCGGCGGCAUGGGCCACCCGCCGACGGACUCGCCUCUCCUCGACUCAUCGGAGCAAGUGUACAUCUCAUCUCUCGCCCUUCUCAAGAUGCUCAAGCACGGGAGAGCUGGGGUUCCGAUGGAGGUCAUGGGGCUGAUGCUUGGAGAGUUUGUCGACGAGUACACGGUGAGAGUCGUGGAUGUGUUUGCGAUGCCGCAGAGCGGAACUGGGGUUAGCGUCGAGGCUGUUGAUCAUGUGUUUCAGACUAAUAUGCUUGAUAUGCUCAAGCAAACUGGAAGGCCAGAAAUGGUAGUGGGAUGGUACCACUCACAUCCAGGCUUUGGCUGCUGGCUCUCCGGUGUUGAUAUUAAUACUCAGCAGAGUUUUGAAGCCCUGAAUCCUAGAGCAGUUGCUGUUGUGGUUGAUCCUAUCCAAAGUGUGAAAGGGAAGGUGGUUAUUGAUGCUUUCCGGUUGAUCAAUCCACAGACAAUGAUGCUUGGUCAAGAGCCUCGCCAGACUACGUCAAACUUGGGGCAUCUGAAUAAACCAUCUAUUCAGGCACUAAUUCACGGGCUGAACCGGCACUACUACUCUAUAGCGAUCAACUACAGGAAAAAUGAGCUUGAGGAAAAGAUGCUAUUGAACCUGCAUAAGAAGAAAUGGACUGAUGGUUUGACACUGCGACGGUUUGAUACCCAUUCCAAAACCAAUGAGCAAACAGUUCAGGAAAUGCUAAGCUUGGCCAUUAAGUACAACAAAGCUGUCCAAGAGGAGGAUGAAUUACCUCCAGAGAAGCUGGCGAUUGCAAAUGUGGGUCGACAAGAUGCAAAGAAGCACCUUGAGGAGCAUGUUUCAAACCUCAUGUCGUCCAACAUAGUCCAGACAUUGGGAACCAUGCUCGACACUGUCGUCUUUUAGUAUAGUCCAUUAUUGGAAGGAGUUGUUUUAUGUUUAUCUUAUGAGAACUGCCACUGAUAUAUCUGCAUGAUUCAGAAGAAGUGGUUGUUAAUGUUUAUUAUUUACUACAAGAUACUAUUUACUUGUGAUACUUUUGCAUCUGAGCUUCUUUUAUUCUCCUGUUUGAUA
This is a messenger RNA of Asparagus officinalis (garden asparagus), 1254 nucleotides long. Its product is annotated as 26S proteasome non-ATPase regulatory subunit 14 homolog. The coding region runs from base 160 to 1086 and encodes 308 amino acids. Gene Ontology annotation, molecular function: metallopeptidase activity; proteasome binding; protein binding. Gene Ontology annotation, cellular component: proteasome regulatory particle, lid subcomplex. Lineage: Eukaryota; Viridiplantae; Streptophyta; Magnoliopsida; Asparagales; Asparagaceae. The record is from RefSeq and is a predicted model, not a curated record. The transcript has 6 exons. Gene Ontology annotation, biological process: proteasome-mediated ubiquitin-dependent protein catabolic process; protein deubiquitination.